AUGCCAGAAGCGCACAAGUCUUCACUCCUCCAACCAGCAACUCUCAAAGAAUUCAACAAUUUAAACGUCCUCGAGAGGGGACACAUCUUCUUCCUGUAUCGUCCCAAAGUGAUGAAAGAACAAGUUCAUGAUUUCAAUGAGGUUCAAAAACUCGUCAUUGUUUUAAAGCCUCAACGUUUGUAUGCUCAACAGCCAGUAUCCUCCAUGUCCACGGAACAAGAACCAGCUCGAGUCUUGAUGGUUCCCAAGAAAACUCUUCCAAGUAAGGGUGAGAAACGUUUGGCCAUUGUUACUCAAGUGGAUUCCGACAUUGAUCAAAUUGUAAAGAAGAGUUUGUCGGAAGAGCAUUAUCAAACAUUCACAAGAGGAGAACGAGAAUUGGGAGCUUGUCGGUUAUUAGGAGAGGGACUCUAUGAACUCAUAGAACACCGAGAGAAUCAUACUCACUUGUCGUAUGUGUUGGAAUUUCCAAAAACAUGGGAACCCAAUAGUGUUCAAGCAGAGUUUGGAAUUCAAAAAGAAGAUACUUUGAUUUUGAGUGCCAAAAAUCCUCAAACCUAUACAACCUCCUUCUCAACUGCUAGUGAAGGACCAAGUGCUUCUUCAUCAACUCAAACGAAAAAAGGACACAAGGAAAUACCUCAAAAAGUCAUUGAUCUAUUCCAAGGAAAAACCUUUCUGAAAAUUAACCCACCCUCUAUUUUGAGUCAUGAAGGUUUGCAGUUGUUAUUGAUCGGAGCUGUUGAGUACGAUGAAAGAGGUGUUGCUCUUGUGGAAGAGGAUUUAAAGAGAGAACAUGAAAAAUUGGAAUGGGAAGCUCGUGUGGAAGCUUCUCAUUUAGAUUCUUCAAAUCCACCGUUGUCUUUGUUGGAAAGAGAAUUGCAUCUCAAGUCCAGUGAUGACAAAGAGAAUGAAAAAGUCAAUAUGGAUGUUAUGGAUACUGGUGAAUUUGAGUAA
Messenger RNA from Naegleria lovaniensis, 957 nucleotides. RefSeq lists its product as uncharacterized. The coding region runs from base 1 to 957 and encodes 318 amino acids. The record is from RefSeq and is a predicted model, not a curated record. The transcript has a single exon. Lineage: Eukaryota; Heterolobosea; Eutetramitea; Acrasida; Naegleriidae.